AUGGCCCGGCGGAGGCGCCGCGCUUGCAUCGCGCUUUUUCUGGUGCUGCUUUUCGCCUUCGGCACCCUCAUGGGCUUGCGCACGCUCAAGGCUCCAGACGGGCUCCCAGCUCUGGGCCCCGGCCAGGAGCUGGCUCCCUUUGACCCCCCUGAACCGGCCCCAGCGGAGGCCGAGCCCGCCCCUGGGCCGAGUCUGCGCGUCUACUCGGACCUGCAUGCCUUUUACUACUCAUGGUACGGGAGCCCGCGGCGCGAGGGCCGCUACAUUCACUGGGACCACGUCAUGGUGCCGCACUGGGACCCCAAGAUCUCUGCCAGCUACCCUCGUGGCCGCCACAUCCCCCCCGACGACUUGGGCUCCAGCUUCUACCCGGAGCUGGGGCCUUACAGCUCCCGGGACCCCGACGUGCUGCGGGAGCACAUGACCCAGCUAAAGGAAGCCGCCAUUGGUGUCCUGGUCCUGUCUUGGUACCCACCUGGCAUGGCAGAUGAUAAUGGGGAACCCUCAGAUGACCUGGUGCCUGCCAUUCUCGACACCGCCCAUCAGUACAACAUCCAGGUUGCCUUCCAUAUCCAGCCCUACAAGGGCCGGGAUGACAUCACUCUACAUGAAAACAUCAAGUACAUCAUUGACACGUAUGGAUCCCAUGGUGCAUUUUACCGCUAUAAGAACAGCAUGGGUAAGAGCCUCCCCCUCUUUUAUAUCUACGACUCGUACCUGACAUCCCCUGAGGCCUGGGCCCAUCUCCUGACACCUGGUGGGCCCCACUCAAUUCGCAACACCCCCUAUGAUGGGGUCUUCAUAGCGCUGCUGGUAGAGGAGGGGCACACCCACGACAUCCUGGCCGCUGGCUUUGAUGGCAUGUAUACCUACUUUGCCUCCAACGGCUUCUCAUUCGGCUCCUCCCAUCAGAACUGGAAAGCUGUGAAGAACUUCUGUGACGCCAACAACCUCAUGUUCAUUCCCAGCGUGGGGCCCGGCUACAUUGAUACCAGCAUCCGGCCCUGGAACAACCACAAUACACGGAACAGGGUCAAUGGCAAGUACUAUGAGACAGCCCUGCAAGCGGCCUUGACAGUGAGGCCUGAGAUCGUCUCCAUUACCUCUUUCAAUGAGUGGCACGAGGGCACCCAGAUUGAGAAGGCUAUUCCCAAGAAGACACCUACUCGCCUGUACUUAGACUACCUGCCUCACCAGUCCAGCCUGUACCUGGAGCUGACCCGCCGCUGGGCAGAGCACUUCAUCAAAGAGAAGGAGCAGUGGCUGAUGUGA
Messenger RNA from Chrysochloris asiatica (Cape golden mole), 1272 nucleotides. It is a transcript of the gene MANEAL, whose product is annotated as mannosidase, endo-alpha-like. NCBI's taxonomy places the organism in Eukaryota, Metazoa, Chordata, Mammalia, Afrosoricida, Chrysochloridae. The record is from RefSeq and is a predicted model, not a curated record. The transcript has 5 exons. Gene Ontology annotation, cellular component: Golgi apparatus. Gene Ontology annotation, molecular function: alpha-mannosidase activity. Bases 1 to 1272 code for a protein of 423 amino acids.